CUCCAGUCUGGUGCCAGAUUUCAGACGUGCACAUUCUCUUUCGCAGAGUUGAAAAUACCUUCGCGGCUUCCUUGUCGUUCUGUUUUUCCUGGCCCUCCAUUUGAAGUUCCCGAUUUCGUUUCCCUGUGUCUGUGCCGCAGUCCAGACCUACGGCUUGAGCGCCUUCGACUUCAUUUACCACUAAAGAGUCUGCAUUUAAUUAAAGUCUGUAAUAGUGUUUAACUGGAUUUUCACUAAAGGGUGGCUCUUACCCUAAACAGUGUAGUCGUCUCUAUCGUUCCUCCAUUUCCUAAAGGACUAAACCGAAGCGCGCCCGGGGCCAUGCUGGUACCUGCGGUGUGGACCUUCACCGCCACGCACGCUUCGAAAAUUCUUCGCAGACCGCAGAGUCUCAGAUGGGCGCAAUCUUUCGCUGUAUUUUCCGCGGAAAAGGGAUUUUCAUUUCAAGGGGUCGUGGCCGGCCCACUGCGAGACGCAGAAACCUGUUUCCCCGACGCGACUGUCUACCGAUUCCAUUUCGUACGUCUUGGGGUUUUUCCUCAAACGAGAACCACAGAAAGACAACCUGGCAUCUUCAGCCACCUUGCCCUGCACGCAGAGUCCCAGUUACAGUUCCUGGAUCAGGUACGUCUUUUCGCCUUUCAGUGCACGGCGCCUUGUGAAAAACUGACGGAUCUCGAGACAAACGAAAUGCCCACCUGCGGUCUUUCUGCUUGGCCCAGGCAGCCUCCCCGUACCUCAACUGCUGACACGCACGUUAAAUCACGCACAAGCGCAGUUGGAAAAAGAUCCUUCAAAGAAGAAAUCAAAGGGCUGCACUUCAGUCCUAGACCUCCAAGUCACUCGGUCUCUGUUUUUUCUUUUUUCCAUAUGGGCCGCGUUGUGAGAGAACGCUACGUUUCGGUCGGAGAGCGAUUGACCGGGCAUUCGAACUCUUUUUUCUGGAAAAGGCUGCGGAAGAAACUCUCUGCAGACACUAGCGAAAAGGCCUGCGUGGCUCUCGCGCAGCGACACGCAGCGUUGCCUGUCGAAGAAGAGUCUCCUUGGCAUUUCUUGAGCCGCGGAACCGACCUAAAAAGUCGCGAGCAAGUGCCGAGGGGACGAGACUCUCCCCCGAACUGCCUUCCUCCUUCCACAGAAAGAAGCGAAUGCUUCGCCUACCUAGUUUUUCCCUUUCUUUUCAACGACAAAGCUUUUUCUGUCGCGAGGCAUGCACCCCCUCGAACGGUUGUUUUUCUCGCUUUUUGCAUGCAAACGCGCGCAUGCACAUGUCGUUCAAACCUGAAUCCGACGCCUCCUUCCCAGCUCUCUCCUCUCAGAAACGGUAGACAAGGCAUUUCUAUCCCUCGCAAUUCAGAUUUCUCGUGUCACCUGUCUCGACAACUGUUCCUGUCAGCAUUUGCUUUUAUACGCUCUUCGUGCGCUGCCCCCCCCCUCUCCCACUGCAGGCUUCUCCGUUUUUUUCAUCUCUUUUCCACGCUCUUGUUUCCUCCCCGUUUUGGUCCGUUCAGAGCACCGUUCCUCCCUUUUUUCUUCUCUCUUCCGCCUCGCAGAGUCAAUUUAAUCAGCAAAACGCUUCCGGAAAAUCUGGACACCCAGCGUCUCGUAGAAUGCAAUCCCCUCUUCGACGAGGGCACCGAAGACCCCUCGUCUCCAGUGGAAAUCGCAGUGCCGCUGAAAAGGCGUAAACUCGCCUCUUCCUCUCGAGAUCUCCACCCCUCCGAACUUCAAACCAAAACUUCUCGUUCUCCCUCCCCUUCUGCUUCUUUUUCUUCUUCUUCUCCCUCUUCUUCUUCCUCUUCUUCUCCCUCUUCUUCGUCUGCGUCUUCCGCUCUCUCGCCGUCUGCAGUUGGGCUGGUGGAAGAAGGCAUGUUUGUCGUUUUGAUUUGCUCUCUCGGCCGGCGUUUCGUUGUGAGAGUCCCGCGAUGCUCGGAGACAGGAGACCGCGAGGAAGAGGAGAACGGCGACGCCGUUGCAGCGGCCUCUCGCACGUCGAGGAGAGAGACAGAGCGUGAGUCGCGCGGCUCGUCGUCAGGGGCGUGGAGUUCCUCGGCGUCUCCGUUCGACUUUCCGCCUUCGCUGCUUCCUGGUCAUGCAUUUUUCUCCUCUUUUCUCUGCUGUCGAGGCGUCUGGCGGCUGGACGACUCGCCAGCAUGCGUCGACGAGCUUCUCGCGCAGGCGCAGAGAGACGGCGACUCCGAGGAAGGAGGAAGUCGAGAAGGAAAGAGCCCAAGCGCGUAUCGAACAGCCUUUGACCUGCACGAAGAAGUGGAAGGCGACAAUCGAGACAUCGCAGAUAGCAACGACGCCCAGCAGCUGACAGCUGGGAAAAUCGAGUGCCUUCGAGAAGAAGGCAUGCGCGGCGAGGAGGUGAUUCGUCUGCUGAUGGCCAACAGUUCGACUUUUGAGAAAAAGACGAAAUUCGCUCAAGAGAAGUACAUCCGGAAGAAGAUGGCCAGACACCUGAAGAGGGUCACCGUGCUUCCCGCAACUCUUCGCGAAGUAUGCGAGGCCUACUACGCCACUGACGCCGCAAAAAUUGCGCACCUGCGAAUGGACUAUCUGAGUUCGGUGUUGAUCAACGCAAACAUCAAAUGCGGGGACAGAGUGCUGGUCUUCGAUCAUGCCAUGGGUCUGCUCACGGGCGCUGUCGCUCUUCAGCUCAGCGGUGUGGGCCGCGUCUGGCGGCUGGUGGACCGAGGCAGCAGCGACAAAAUCGAAGCGGAACUGAAUCUCUCGCCCUCCGUUCGCCGAACCAUCUUCAACGUUCCUCUCGCCAACGCUGAGUCUUGGCCGACGAAGCGCCGGGAGCUUCUGGCUGCCUCUGAAAAUCGGCCGACGCAAGCGUCCGUGCUUGAAGCGCAAGUCGACGCCUCCUCUCCUGUCAACUCUUCUUCAGCAGCUUCGCUCUCGCCUUCCUCUUCUUCGUCAUCUUCUCCUUCUGCUUCUGCGUCUCCUGUUCUGUCUUCGAAUCGCUUUUUCUGCGAGAUGGAGCAGAUGCACAGCGCGGGAGUGGAUAGCGUGAUUUACGUUUUGGGUCUGAAGAAACUCAUCAAGGCAACGCCCGCAGACGCUCUGCCUUCCCUCCGACAGCUUGCGCACAGACUUCUGCUCCUCGCCUUUCGUCUCCUGAAAUCGGGGGGACGGCUGGUCGUCUUCUGUCACAACUGGGAAAUAGCUUCUGCCCUCCAUGCAGCCGCUGGCGCCUCUCGCGAAUUUUUCCACGUCCAAAUGCAGGAGUUCAUGCUCAGAGAACAGCAAAUUCUCCCGCGACGCACCCACCCGGUGAUGAACUCUUCGCUUCCGCUCUUCAGCGGCUUCGUCGUCUCGGCCAUUCGCAUGCAGCCUGACAAGUGAUUCUGAAAAGCAUGUGGAAAACCAAACUUGAGAAACCCGCGCGGAAGCCUCUCCCUCUGUCUACCAAUUUACAUUUAUAUAUUAUAUAUAUUAUAUAUAUAUAUAUAUAUGUAUAUAUAUGUAUAUUAUUUGUGAAUAAGUAUUUCUGCCUGCAUGUGUGGGCAUGUUUACCCUUUCGAUAUACCGAGACGUGAAGACAUCAGGGUGUGGAUGUUCCGUCUCUUCGGCGUUCUCUGUGCGCCUGGCACACCGUGGACCUUGGGGACCGCGGAUGUCGCUUCGGUCGAGUGUAGAUCUCUGGUUGUUGUUCUGUGUUGUGCGUUGUUCCCGAAUCUAUACGUUUUUUAGAUGCAUGCAAAAUCGGCGGUGUUUUCGGCUGCGUUCACCUCCGCCUUUGGUCGCCAAUGAUCUGUUCCCCUUUCUGACGUUUCCCUGUGCGGGCCUGUCUGAGGUGUUGCGUGAGGUUUCCUCGACUUCUUCAACAUUUCUUUUUGCAAAGAACCCUCUCCACAUCUUCUCGCCGCUGUUUCGAGAAGCACGCGUUUCACGGGCAGGCUUGAAGUUCCAUCCUGAAAAAUUUUCAUCCUCUUUGUGUGUAUGUUGCCUAUUUGCACGUAUGCAUUUGCCAUAUACUUCUCUCUCUCGUUGCGCAUGGACGUUCGUCUUCGUGUGUCUCGACAUGUCUCUGCUUGUAAGGCCGUCCGCGGUGCUUCCACGCGGUCGGGGCCGUUCCGACUUUUUUUUGGAAUCUUUGUCGGGAGCGACACUUUGUUCCACG
This is a messenger RNA of Toxoplasma gondii ME49, 4135 nucleotides long. Its product is annotated as eukaryotic initiation factor 3, gamma subunit protein. NCBI's taxonomy places the organism in Eukaryota, Apicomplexa, Conoidasida, Eucoccidiorida, Sarcocystidae. Gene Ontology annotation, cellular component: nucleus; tRNA (m1A) methyltransferase complex. The transcript is spliced from 11 exons. The record is from RefSeq and is a predicted model, not a curated record. Gene Ontology annotation, biological process: tRNA methylation. The coding region runs from base 322 to 3357 and encodes 1011 amino acids.